AUGUCGCAUCCUCCUCUCCAUACUCCGCCAACACCGCCGCAUUUUGGUCUCGGUGACCAGGGUUUCCCAGAACGCUCUGCUCGAGAUCGACUGCGUAUUACAGAGAGCCCAAACACUUCUAGCCUGAAUAGCCACUACGCUGGGGGCAACAAUACCACGGAUACUUUGGGCCAUAGUAAUAAUAUUCAUCCUACUUCCCCGGACAUUUAUGCUCUGCAGGUAAAUUUGCAAGGUGAAGCACGGACUGUCUACACUCAUCAAGGAUACCCGUCCUCGCCUAGAAGACUGCCACUACCAUCCCAACAUCCCCAGCGCGACAACUUGAUCACGCAUCAGGACUUUGAUCGUGAGAUUAACACCGGUAACGGCAGUAGUGGCAACUACGGCGGUGGAGGUCGCAUCACACAUCAACAGGUCUCAUUUACUCACCCCCCAAAAUCCCCGUACCUCUCUUCCCCGUAUAACCACCACCACAACCAUUAUAGUCUACAAUCCGCCACCCCUUCCAGGACCCCGCAAGAUCAGUUGGAGAGAUUACAACCCGAGGCAUCGGGUGUAUCGGGCGGCUCUUUGGGUCCUUUGGGCAGCGAUCCUUCUCACCGCUACGAUACAGCAUCCUCCUCACCCUAUUCUGUUUCGAGGUCUUUGUCUGGAGGCUCUAGUAACUCCGUGCAUGGCACGAGUAGAGAUAGAGGACAACCCCUACUUUCGGUCCCUGAAACUUCUAGCAGUGCGACUGCAACUCCUGCCGCUUCUCCCUCCAUGUCGUCCGCAAGCUUUCCACGCUCCAUUCCGCGAACUUCUUCCAUAGAUUCCGCUAUCUCAUCCGUGUCCGCCCAGUCAGGAGCUAACCAUACAACCAAAGAUGGAAGUCACAACUCGGCAAGAGAUAUCAACCCAACACCGGCCGAGAUCCAGUCCUUGAUCCAAACGGCUGGGUCGGCCGAGUCGCUGAUUGCAUAUAUGAUGAAGGAGAAGGCUUCCGCGGCCUCGCAGAACGCGCAAUUGUGGAAACUGGUGGACAAGCAGAGAGCUAUGAUUUACGGCCUGAACAAGGACCUGGAACGUGCACUGAGGGAUAAAGAAAAGUACAGGAAGGCGCUCAAGGAGCAGAGGGGUCAACCUCAACCGCUACCUACGUCGUCAAUGGGCCCGUCGAGAAUAUCCAACGAAUCGCCUGUGCCGAGUGAGAGUGCCACUGGCGAUUCGCCACGGGAUAGCCAACCAAAAGCGAAUCCCCUCAUUAGAUCGGAAUCCAUGCCCCUUCCUGAACCCUCGAGGUCCGAUUCGAGCUCGGUCCAGGGCGGUUUGAUGGCUCCCUAUCCGCCUACGCCCCCACUGGGCCAGGAGAUGGAUGGGCCGGCAAACUCUAUGGGCGAUCGCCCGCCCUCGUCCACCAAUCACGGGCCGAGGGGCCCUAAUGGAAACAAGUAUCCCGAUCAGAGUCUUGGAGGUCAAGGUAGUUUACGGUCUGGAAAUUCUCUGCCGCCAAUGAAAGGGCCAGCUGAGGAGGGACCUGCCUCGUUGAGCAAAUUGGAUAAUGUAUACCCAACUGCGGGCACUGGAACGGCAAAGGGGCCUAUCCCUCUACGAAUGAAACUUGGUAUCUCAACGACCGUUGCCCCGGCAUCGGGGCUUGGGAAAUCGCCGCUUCGAAAGGCGCCCCCCGCUCCGCUGUCAUUAGCGUUACAUUCGGAAUCUAAACUACAUGAUGACACUGACGAAGACGACAAUGUUUCGAUAGACGAGAUUGCGGGCUAUCAACAGCUUUCCUCCCAGAGAUCAAAAGAACCGGAGGAGAAGGGAUCCGAUAGUGAUAGCGAAAAGAGUUGGCAACAUACACCGGUGGAUAAGAAGGCUCCUUCUGAUUUCUUGUCCCCCGAAAUCGAAGUGCACAAGGGUGUAUCGCCUGCGCGACCAGCCCCUAGUCCCCGACCUCAGGAAAAGCAAGCCUCACCUCCUUCAACCCUACGAAAACAUAAUGAAGGACUAUUAUCACCUGCUGCGCCAGGGGUUGAGAAACAGUCCGCAGUUUCCCCCGGUAUCAGACAGCAGUUCGCUAGAGCUCCGUUACCCAGCCCCGGAUUGCCGAGCUCACCAAGGCCCAUUGACAGACCUCUGGGUUCGCCAAUGCCGAGGAUCAAGUCGCCCGGUUUACCGACCUCUCCGAGAAUGAGUGCGAUAGCUCCGGCUCCUUAUGGGCCCGGCACUCCUCGCAUGAGCGUGCCCAUGGGUGCUAGCAUGCCGCCUAGGCCGCCGGAUCACAGCGGGCACGAGAAAAAUGCUUCGGCGGGUAGUUUGUCAAGUGUCGGUGGUUUCACGAAGCCCGGGUCUCUCGACGGAUUGAGUAACCUCCUUAUCCUACCUUCGGCCAUUCCGUCUGUGGAUUCCCGCGUAGUAUCUUCCAGGAUGAAGCCCGCUAGAGCUAGUAUGAUGCCCGGAAGCAAGCCCCGGCCGCUGAGCGAGGAUUCCGUAUUUACACUCGGGGUAUUUUCUCGGGCAAAUGGGAAGGAACUAUUACGUGUCGAAAAGGACGUUGGGGCUUUGCCUGCUCUGGAUUCACGGUUGAGGAAUUACAUCGCCUAUAACGUUAAAGUCCCCGAUAGGGGUCUUUUCUCUGGGCAUGCUCCAGCUAAGAUUGAUGCCCGAAGAAAUGCAAUUGACGAAUACUUUGCGGGAGUCUUGGGCGCCACCAUGGACGAACGUGCGGCGCUGGCGCUGUGUGAGUUCUUCUCGACGGACGUAGUGGAUAAUAGCGUUGGCCGGGAUUCGACUCCGAUAUUCAAGGACGGAAGCGGCACGGUGUGCACGAACCAGGAUGGGAAGCCGGUGAAGGAGGGGUAUUUGACGAAACGCGGCAAGAACUUUGGCGGGUGGAAGGCGCGGUAUUUCGUGCUCAACGGCCCGGUGCUGAAAUAUUAUGAAUCUCCGGGGGGAUCGCACUUGGGACAGAUCAAGCUACAGAAUGCUCAGAUUGGACGCCAAUCGCAGAAUCAGAAGGUCAAGGAAACGUCGGAUGGUGUGAAUGACGCGGACAAUCAGUACCGACAUGCAUUCUUAGUGUUGGAGCCCAAACGCAAGGAUUCGUCGACCCUGGUCCGUCAUGUUUUAUGUGCCGAGAAUGACGCCGAGAGGGAUGAAUGGGUAGAGGCUUUGAUGCAGUAUGUGGAUAAGGGAGGGCCAGAUGACGAUGCUCAUUCUACGAUGUCCCAGGUUUCCCAGUCCUCGACGACGACUGGUCGGGAGGCAAAGAAGAAGCGGUACGGGCAAAAGCACAAGGAUAGCAAAGAGAAGAACGGUGAUGAUUGCCUGCAAGCGGUGAGUUAUGAGGAGACUGUCUCUGGGGUGGCACCCGCUCGAGGCCCUACACCGGAGGAGCUCAAUAGGCUGCGCAAUACUCCCUCGCCUCAGGACUCGGGCGCACAUUCAUUAUCGACAUCGCAAUCCACCCCUGUUCUCAGCAGCCACCACCUGGAGAAUAGACCGAUGGUUGGACCGGUCCCGGAUAGGGGCCCAGUAACCUCCAAGCAGAUUUCCGGGCCAACGAACGGAUCCGUCAUCUCGGAUCUCGCUGCGUGGGGGUCGAAGUUCUCGGCGCCCACUAGUCACGCGGAGCAGAAAUCAGCAAAGAAGAGGAGCAUUUGGGGAUUCCGACAGCGCUCUUCUUCGGACCUUACCAACCAACCUCAAGCUGCGCUGCCUCAACAGGCCCAUGAGAGGAUACCUGUUUCUCGCAGCGUCUUUGGAGCUCCGUUGGAAGAGGCGGUUCAUUUGAGCAAGCCGAUGGGAGUGGACGUUCAUCUACCCGCGGUCGUUUACCGGUGUAUUCAGUAUUUGGAUGCUAAGGAUGCCGCGAGCGAAGAGGGUAUUUUCCGAUUAAGUGGCUCGAAUGUUGUUAUCAAGGGGCUUCGAGAACGUUUUAACACUGGUAUGUUGCAGAAGCGGCAAAUGUGUUGCAAUAGGGCUAAUCGGGUCUAGAAUCGGACUAUAACCUUCUGGACAACGACGAGUAUUACGAUGUUCACGCCGUGGCUGGCCUAUUGAAACUGUAUCUUAGAGAACUCCCAACAAAUGUCCUGACGACGGAACGAAGGGAGGACUUUGUCAAAGUCACUGGUAUGCAUUCUCUCACUCGGCUUUCAGCCGCGAUACUAACGCUCUGUAGAAAUGGACGACAAGGCAGCUAAGAUCGCGGCCCUAAACGAGCUGGUUCAUACACUGCCUAUUGAGAACUUUGAACUCUUGAGGGCGUUGUCGGGCCACUUGAUCCACAUUGUUGAGAACUCGGAUAUAAACAAGAUGACUAUAAGAAAUGGUAACCCUCCUAACUCCUGUCUUGUAGAUGGAUGAGAGCUGAUUUCUCUUACAGUUGGAAUUGUUUUCUCCCCAACUCUCAACAUACCAGCUCAAGUUUUCAGUAUGUUCCUCCACGAAUACAACCACAUCUUUGUCCGCCCGGAAGAGGGCAACCUUGAAGCCCUCCGCAGCCACUAUCCAAAACACCCACACCAGAACCCCCCGUCUACCCCAUCUCCCGUCUCCCCACGUAGCCCAUACCCCACACCCACCGACCGCCGCCCCUCGACAACCGGAUCGCUCCUCAACCCCAAAAACCCCAACGCAGCCCCCUUAACCCCAGGAAUGCGCUCCCCACUGCCACCGUCGCGCCCAGCGCCCCAGGAUCCGCCCAUUACCCCGAAACCACAACUCGCCAGUUACGAGCCCACCUACGAGACAGUUGUUACCCCUACGCCAACGACGCAACCGGCGAUGGGGUUCCCGGCGCCACCACCUAUGCUUGGGGAUGGCCCUGGCGGUAACGGGCCCAGCGGAGCUAAAGCAAGGAGGAGAGAGAGCAGUAUGAUGUUCAUGAUGGGUAGGAAGGGGUAUAAUCGUGGGCCGAAUAAUGGCGGGAGCAGUAAGUCACUCUUUAUUGAUUGUUUAGCUUGGAUCGGUGUACUAACAGCCGCAAUAGCAAUGGUGAUGGAAGAUAGUGUUUAUGAGUGA
This is a messenger RNA of Tuber aestivum (summer truffle), 5007 nucleotides long. The record is from the annotation of a GenBank genome assembly. Lineage: Eukaryota; Fungi; Ascomycota; Pezizomycetes; Pezizales; Tuberaceae.